AUGGAGGAGAAAAAAGGCAACUCUGCUCCGACAGAGCCCAUCCACGAGACCACUCCUCAGGUUCACCUGGCUGCCGGUGUGCAGCGCGCCAGAUUCCGUGGCCAUUGGUGGCAACUAUGGCUACCGAAAGAUCCCCCAUCCCCGGCUCCCUUGUCUUUCGACGAAGCAAAAUUCAUUCCACUCGCGAACGCGUCUCUUCUUUCCCAAUUGACCUACGCAUGGAUUACCGACAUCAUGGUCCUUGGCUAUCAGCGGACACUUCAAGCGACAGAUCUUUGGAAACUUGAUGAGUCUCGACAAGUUCACGGUCUGUCCGAAAAGCUCGACCAGGCAUGGUUCCGACGUAUGCAGGAAGCUAAUGAGUGGAACGCGCGCCUGGCGACUGGGGAAAUCAAUGCGAGUUUAUUGAAGCGUUCGCUUUGGAAUGCGCGCGCGCUGGCGAGCGGACGGGGGAGGCAGAAGCGCCGCGCGAGUCUGGAGGCGGGUUGGAGAGAGAGUGCUGGUAGGAAGGAGGCGAGCCUGGCAUGGGCGCUGAAUGAUACUUUCGGGUGGUCAUUCUGGGUUGGCGGGCUGUUUAAGGUGACGGGUGAUGUUAUGCAGUUGAUGGGCCCUUUACUUGUCAAAGCGAUCAUUAACUUUGGAAAAGAAGCCCUUGCUGCGAAGGAUGCUGGCGAGAAGCCGCCCAACAUUGGACGAGGGGUCGGGAUGGCGCUCGGCCUGUUCUUCCUUACAGCUCUUACGAGCGUCUGUCAGCACCAGUUCUUCUGGCGCUCGAUGACAACCGGUGUCCUAGCCCGUGGCGCACUGACAUCGUCUAUUUACAAGCGCGGUGUGCUCUUUACGCCAAAAUCGCGGACACAGUUCUCUAAUGCUGAGAUCGUCAAUCAUAUAUCGUCCGAUCUCGGCCCCUCCGCCUUAGCAGGCUUCUCCCUUUUCUUGUUUAUAGCUCCCCUUCAGCAACGUGUCAUGGCGAUGCAAUUCAGGAUUCGAAAGGAGUCGAUGAAGUGGACGGACCGCAGGGCCCGAUUACUUCUCGAAGUUCUGGGCGCCAUGCGCGUGGUAAAGUACUUCACGUACGAGACGCCAUUCUUACAGCGUAUUUUUGACACGCGAAAGAAUGAGCUGAAGGGCGUGCGUAAGAUCCAGUUCGCUCGCUCUGCGAACAUCGCGUUCGCCUACUCCAUUCCUGUGCUCGCGGCCAGCUUGUCAUUCAUUACUUACACGCUCACUAACAAUUCCUUUGACCCCGCUGUCAUAUUCUCGUCCUUCAGUCUCUUUCAGCUCCUCCGCCAACCUAUGAUGUUCCUGCCACGGGCGCUCUCUGCCAUUACAGACGCCAAUAACGCGCUCGUUCGCGUUGCGCAUCUCUUUCACGCCGAGACGAUACCCGAGGCUCCGAUCGCUGUGGACACUGACCAGGAACUCGGACUUCACGUUGAAAACGCGACCUUCGAGUGGGAGGAAGCUCGGGCUAUCGAAGAAGAUGCGAACGGCAAGGACGGCAAGGGACACGAUGGCAGUGAUUCCUCGACAGAGACACUACCUGUCCAGAGGAGGCCGUUCCAGGUACGAAGUGUCUCAAUGGAUGUCCCUAGGGGCGCCCUUAUUGCAGUCGUGGGCCCUGUUGGCAGCGGCAAGUCGAGUUUGCUGCAAGGCUUGAUCGGGGAGAUGAGGGCUGUCAGCGGGAAGGUCUCGUUUGGUGGUCGAGUCGGUUAUUGUCCGCAGACCGCCUGGGUCCAGAAUGCUACUCUUCGAGACAACAUUCUGUUUGGACAGCCAUUCGAUGAGGAUAAAUAUUGGAAAGUACUCGAGCACUCAUGCUUGUUACCAGAUCUCGAUGUACUUCCUGCCGGAGACAUGACUGAGAUCGGGGAAAAGGGUAUUAAUCUGAGCGGUGGCCAGAAGCAACGGGUAAAUAUUGCUCGUGCUCUGUAUUUCGACGCCGACAUCGUCCUUUUUGAUGAUCCUCUCUCGGCUGUUGAUGCACACGUCGGACGUUCACUUUUUAUAAACGCGAUUCUCGGCGCCUUACGAGGCCGCGGCAAGACGGUGAUCCUCGUCACGCACGCGCUACACUUCCUCCCGCAAUGUGAUUACAUAUAUGCGCUGAACGGUGGGUAUGUCGCGGAACAAGGGACGUACGAUGAGCUCGUCAGUCGUGGUGGCGAGUUCGCUCGGCUAGACAGGGAAUUUGGUGGCGGCGGGGAGACUGAUCAGCAAGAGGGUCAUGGCGGGAACGUGGACAGUAGCGUGGAUAUCGCCCAGUUGAAGAGGGAAUUGGCCGAAAAAGGCGAUGUAAAGAAUGGUAAAUUGGAAGGGAGACUCAUAGUUGCUGAGACGAGGGAGACGGGUUCUGUUCCUUGGCGAAUCAACUGGACCUAUCUCAUGGCGGGCAAUGGUCGCGUGACUGGCCCACUAAUCAUUCUUUUUAUGAUCCUCAUGCAAGGGAGCCAAAUCAUGAACUCAUAUACCUUAGUGUGGUGGCCAGCUAAUCAGUUUGAUCGUCCGUCUUCCUUCUACCAAAUACUUUACGCUGGUCUUGGUGUCUCGCAAACGCUUUUCACCCUUGCUCUGGGUCUUUCCAUGGACAUGCUAGCCUUCUUCGUCUCCCAGAACUUGCAUAGCGAUGCUCUGAACAAAAUAUUCUUCGCUCCAAUGUCAUUCUUUGAUACCAGACCUUUAGGUCGAAUCGUCAAUGUAUUUGGAAAAGACUUCGACUCAAUCGACAAUCAGCUCCCUGUAUCUAUGCGGCUAUUUGCAAUCACUCUCGCUAACGUGCUGGGCGCCAUCAUCAUUAUCACUAUCUUGGAGCACUAUUUCAUUAUUGCUGCCGCCGCCAUCUGCGUUGGCUAUGGCUAUUUUGCAGGAUUCUAUCGAGAAAGUGCACGGGAACUCAAGCGACUAGAUGCUAUGCUGCGUUCUCUUCUUUACGCUCACUUCUCGGAGUCCUUGACUGGGCUCUCGACCAUACGGAGCUAUGGCGAGUUGCCCCGGUUCAUACGUGAUAAUAAGUAUUAUAUCGACUUGGAAAAUCGUGCACUAUUCUUGACUGUGACGAACCAAAGAUGGCUUGCAAUUCGACUCGAUUUUCUCGGUGCUAUAGUGGUCUUUGUAGUUGCUCUCUUUGCUGUUGUCGGUGUCUCUGCAUUGAAUGCUGCCCAAAUUGGUCUCGUUCUGACCUACACCACGACGCUAACGCAACUUUGCAGCUUGCUCACGCGCCAAUCUGCUGAGGUCGAAAACUACAUGAGUGCCGUAGAGAGAGUGGUACAUUAUAGUGAAGACGAUGAAGUCCCCCGAGAAGCAGCUUAUGAAAAAACGGAUACCCAGGCACCGUCCACAUGGCCCUCGCUGGGGGCUGUUGAAUUCCAAAACGUAGUCAUGAGUUACAGACCAGGUUUGCCCAACGUCCUUCGCGGAGUCUCGCUGAAUGUCAAAGGCGGUGAGAAAAUCGGCGUGGUCGGCAGGACGGGAGCCGGAAAAUCAUCGUUGAUGAUGGCAUUAUUUCGCAUCGUUGAACUCAACUCAGGGUCGAUUAGUAUUGACGGAAUCGAUAUCUCGACUCUUGGGCUUAGACAGUUGCGUUCAAAAAUAUCCAUUAUUCCUCAGGAACCACUUCUAUUCAGUGGAACCGUCCGAUCCAAUCUAGACCCGUUCUCUCUGUAUGAUGAUGCACUCUUGUGGGAUGCGCUUCGCAGAUCAUAUUUGGUCACGUCGAGCAACUACAGCUCUGUAGAGAAUGUGUCAACAGGAGAAAGCACUCUCGCUUGUGUCAGUCGGAUUGACUUGGACACAGUGAUUGAGAGCGAGGGCGCCAAUCUCAGCGUUGGCGAACGGUCUCUUCUCAGCCUUGCUCGCGCUUUGGUGAAAGACAGUCAAGUAGUCGUGCUGGACGAGGCGACUGCGUCAGUGGACUUGGAAACUGAUAGCAAAAUCCAGAGAACAAUUCAGACGCAGUUCCACGAUCGCACGCUCCUGUGUAUAGCUCAUCGCUUGAGAACAAUCAUAUCUUAUGACCGCAUCUUGGUUCUCAACGAAGGACAGGUCGCGGAGUUUGACACGCCUAUCAACUUGUGGGCAAAGGAAGAUAGCAUCUUCCGUGGGAUGUGUGAUCGAAGUAAUAUCACGCUGGAAGAAAUAGAGAGGAGCGGUGAACUAUUUCUGGCAGACUUAGUAGUAUGAGCUCUUCCUCCGUCUCGAACCAAAAGGAGAAGGAUAUCCAGUAUAUUGCAUCGACUUCAGCCCACAAACUAUGAGCGCAACGGCGUUUUGAGCC
Heterobasidion irregulare TC 32-1 is the source of this 4276-nucleotide messenger RNA. Its product is annotated as ABC transporter. The transcript is spliced from 37 exons. Gene Ontology annotation, biological process: transmembrane transport. Gene Ontology annotation, cellular component: membrane. Bases 1 to 4182 code for a protein of 1393 amino acids. The record is from RefSeq and is a predicted model, not a curated record. Lineage: Eukaryota; Fungi; Basidiomycota; Agaricomycetes; Russulales; Bondarzewiaceae. Gene Ontology annotation, molecular function: ABC-type transporter activity; ATP hydrolysis activity; ATP binding.